Molecule: messenger RNA, 231 nt
Organism: Oikopleura dioica
Lineage: Eukaryota; Metazoa; Chordata; Appendicularia; Copelata; Oikopleuridae
Source: the annotation of a GenBank genome assembly
AUGAGCAAGGCACAUCCUCCAGAGCUCAAGAAAUUCAUGGACCGAAAGAUGUCCAUCAAGGUCAAUGGAGGUCGAAAAGUGGAGGGCGUUCUUCGCGGCUUCGAUCCCUUCAUGAAUCUGGUUAUCGACGACGCCAUCGAGUACAGAAAAGAUAACUCCUCCCACACCAUGGGCAUGUGUGUCAUCCGGGGCAACUCCGUCCUCAUGAUCGAAGCCAUGGAGCGAAUCUAA